Molecule: messenger RNA, 3073 nt
Organism: Micropterus salmoides (largemouth bass)
Lineage: Eukaryota; Metazoa; Chordata; Actinopteri; Centrarchiformes; Centrarchidae
Gene: p3h2
Product: prolyl 3-hydroxylase 2
Exons: 15
Coding region: 454-2490 (678 amino acids)
Biological process (GO): collagen metabolic process
Cellular component (GO): endoplasmic reticulum
Molecular function (GO): L-ascorbic acid binding; protein binding; procollagen-proline 3-dioxygenase activity
Source: RefSeq, a predicted model, not a curated record
UUCAAAGUUUUUUCAGAUCUACAGCGGAUCUUUUGAAGAUUUAACAACUCAACCCAAGUUGCUCUUUCAGAAAAAGGACAACUGUUGUCGACGGUUCAAACGAGUAUGUUCGCGUGGUGAAAUCACUAAAGUAUUGUUGUUCGUGUUUGUGGCGACCCACGGGACUCCCUGAAGGACCCCUGUGGCUCGCUAAGGAGCGCGACCUGUGACUGUAUUCAGCCCAUUCAUUUGUUGGAGGGGAGGAGUUAGCGGAGCCAAAGGGGUCAUAACAAAAUGUGUGUCCCCGACUAAAAGCAACAUUAUUUCCGCCCUGAUCCGGUGCCGUCCUGAGAAUCCCUGCGAGGAGCAUUUAAAUGGACUCUGAAACGAGUCCGAACUGGUUGUUGUUGUGACCGAGCGCAGCACCCUCUGCUCACCGCCUGCCGCUCUUCACUGUCUGAACCGACGCAGAGGAUGGAUGCAAGCUUUCCCCCGGCUGCUAUCUUACUGCUAACCGUCGUUUUAUCAUCCUCAACAGCCUUUCUGGAGCCUUACGACUUUUUAUAUGACAAUGCGGUGCAAGCGUUUUACAGCAGCGACUAUAUAAAUGUGGUGCGCUACAUGGAGGGAGCGCUCAGCAGCUACGCAGAAGUCCGCCGCACCAGAGUCCGGUGCCGACUGAGGUGCCAGGACCAGCAUCCGUUUGAUGAAGCCUUCUCAGACCUGCGCUUCUUCGACGCAGUCCUCCGGAGAGCAGCGUGUAUGAACAAAUGCAUCGAGGAGAUACUUGGCUCGCAGUCGGUGCAUAAAGUCAGCGAGGAUGUAGUGCAGGACUUCCACCGGAGGAUCCCCUACAACUAUCUUCAGCUGGCUUAUCAGAAGUUGAAGCAGCCUGACAAGGCGGCGGCAGCAGCUCACACCUAUUUCCAGGCCAACCCAGAACAUGUGGAGAUGGGUCAGAACCUGGAGCAGUACAAAGACCUGCAGGGCGUUAAGGAGGAACACUUUGUGGACCGAGAAGCCCGGCCUCACCAGCACUCCUUCAAAGAAGCAGUGAGGUUGUAUGAUAAAGGCGACUACGAAGGGGCCAUUGCUCUGUUUGAGGAGGCUUUGGUAGAAUAUUAUAAAGCAGACGUGGAGUGUCGGGCCCUGUGUCAAUGGCCUCAGAGGUUUGAGGGCUAUGACUACCUCCGCUACCGUUACAGCCUCCAUGAACUCAUAUCAGAUCACUUCACUCAGGUGCUGCAUUGUGAACACGAGUGCGUUCGAGACCUCGCCACCCGGCCAGGCCGACUCUCCCCCAUGGAGAACUACCUGCCUCUACACUAUGACUACCUUCAGUUUGCCUACUUCCAGGUGGGCCGGCUGAAGGACGCGCUACAGUGUGCUAUGACCUACCUGUUAUUCCACGAGGGAGAGGAGUUUGUUACAGACAACGUGGAUUACUACAGAGAGGUGCUGGGACAUGAUGGCAAGCCAAGAGAGAAAGCUGCAUGGUACCUGCGGAGGCACAAACAGGAACUGGAGCUCCUUCUGAUUGGUAGUAAAACCAUGGGAGUGGAAUUUACUGAAGGGAAUUACUGGAGCAGCACAGGUGGAAGAGAUGACUCAAACAGGAUUCCCUCCGGCACAGACGGCUGGAUGGAGUAUGUCCCAAUCUCAGAGAAGAAGAACGUCACUGUUGCUGUUCAACAGCAACUCAAAGAAGGUGGCCCGUUGUUGUAUGACAAUGUGCAGCUGGUGCAGAACUCUGUGGCUUUGAAUGGGACCCAGCGGGUGCUGCUGGACCAUGUUAUAUCUGAGGAGGAGUGUACAGACCUCAGACAACUGGCACAUGCUGUCACAAUGGCUGGAGAUGGUUACAGAGGGAGGAUGUCUCCACACACUCCCAAUGAGAAGUUUGAAGGAGCCACUGUACUCAAAGCCCUGCAGUAUGGCUAUGAGGGAAGAGUGCCUAUGAGGAGCGCCCGCCUGUUCUACGACGUCAGUGAGCGAGCGAGACGGGUUACAGAGUCUUACUUCCGGCUCAACUCCACCCUGCACUUCUCCUACACACACCUGGUGUGCCGGACAGCCAUCACAGGCCAGCAAGAUCACAGGAAUGACCUGAGCCAUCCCAUCCAUGCUGACAAUUGUCUGCUGGACCCUGAGGCCAAUGAGUGCUGGAAGGAACCCCCAGCAUAUACAUAUAGAGACUACAGUGCACUGUUAUAUCUAAAUGGAGAUUUUGAAGGAGGGGAGUUCAUAUUCACAGAAAUGGAUGCCAAAACAGUCACGGCAUCAGUGAAGCCCAAGUGUGGCAGGAUGGUGGGUUUCUCAUCAGGAGGGGAGAAUCCACACGGUGUGAAAGCCGUCACCACUGGGCAGAGGUGUGCUGUUGCUCUAUGGUUCACCCUGGACCCUCUAUUCAGAGAACUGGAGAGACUGCAGGCGGAUGAGGUGAUCCAGGCGUUGGACACACAGUCUGUGUGGGAUCAGGGCCUCAACAUUAACCCUAAAGAUGAACUGUAGGAGCAGAAAAACAGCUGUACCCCCAUCCCAUCUCCUUCUGUCAAAUCCUUCUAUACAUUUUAAUUAACUAUUUAUUGAAUUGACCUUUGGAUGAGAACAUUUCUAUUUUUGUACUAUUUGAAGUGCAAGAUUAAUAAUAUUGUCAUUUUUGUGUUGUCAGUCAUAUGUUGUUGUUUUUAUUUUCUCCCAUGUUUCUCUACACACAAGUACUUGAGUUUACCUUUGGUUUUUUGUCUUUCCUUUCAGCAACAGCCUCUAGUAGGGAAAAAAAUCCAGUUUACUUUGUUUUUUUGUAUCUGGUGUGUUGGCAAAGUAGACGUUUCAUGCAAGACUGCUCAUAAUUAACUGUGAAGAAUUUUUCCUUCAUAUGUGCUUGUUCUUCUUCUGGACAUCAUAGUCAGUGUUUUUUUUAUUUUUAUCAGAAACACUAUGUACAGAUUAUUAACUUCAUUUCAGAUGUCAGUGGUUUAAAAUAAUAUUUUAUUCAAUCUUCACAAAUAGUACAGUUACAUUUGCUAUUACUAACAACAUUAUCUUAUUCAAUAAUGGGGGGGGGGGGGUUCCAGUGCCAAUAAGAAUUAUU